Molecule: messenger RNA, 1777 nt
Organism: Chinchilla lanigera (long-tailed chinchilla)
Lineage: Eukaryota; Metazoa; Chordata; Mammalia; Rodentia; Chinchillidae
Gene: Ggps1
Product: geranylgeranyl diphosphate synthase 1
Exons: 4
Coding region: 240-1139 (299 amino acids)
Biological process (GO): isoprenoid biosynthetic process
Molecular function (GO): prenyltransferase activity
Source: RefSeq, a predicted model, not a curated record
GCCUGCGCAGUGUGACUGGGAUGGCGCAUUUUCUUGCAACGAGUAAUGCGGCGUCGCUAGCGGCUGAGGAGGGCGGAGAGUUCUGUGGUGAAGUUGGAGAAGGGAUUCAUGUAGGCGUCGGAAGGAGCCUUGAUCUGAACUACAAAGAGGGAAGUUGAUGCUGGAUACUUUUAUUCCCGGAGUGGCAACGGAAAGUCGUGAGAUCACCGUGGAACAAUCAUCUUUGAAAUUUGGAAACAAUGGAGAAGAGUCAAGAAAAUGUCCAAAGAAUUCUUCUAGAACCCUACAGGUACUUACUUCAGUUACCAGGUAAGCAAGUAAGAACAAAACUUUCACAGGCAUUUAAUCAUUGGCUGAAAGUUCCAGAAGACAAAUUACAGAUUAUCAUUGAAGUGACAGAAAUGUUGCAUAAUGCCAGUUUACUAAUUGAUGAUAUUGAGGACAAUUCAAAACUUCGACGUGGCUUUCCUGUAGCACACAGCAUCUAUGGAAUUCCAUCUGUCAUCAAUUCUGCCAAUUAUGUAUAUUUCCUUGGUUUAGAGAAAGUCUUAACCCUUGAUCACCCAGAUGCAGUGAAGCUUUUUACCCGCCAGCUUUUGGAACUCCACCAGGGACAAGGCCUAGAUAUUUACUGGAGGGAUAAUUACAUUUGUCCCACUGAAGAAGAAUAUAAAGCCAUGGUGCUGCAGAAGACGGGUGGACUGUUUGGACUCGCAGUAGGUCUCAUGCAGUUGUUCUCUGACUACAAAGAAGAUUUAAAACCACUGCUUAAUACACUUGGACUAUUUUUCCAAAUUAGAGAUGAUUAUGCCAACCUUCACUCCAAAGAAUAUAGUGAAAACAAAAGUUUUUGUGAAGAUCUGACAGAAGGAAAGUUCUCAUUCCCUACUAUUCAUGCUAUUCGGUCGAAGCCUGAAAGCACCCAGGUGCAGAACAUCUUGCACCAGAGAACAGAAAAUAUAGAUAUUAAAAAAUACUGUGUCCAGUAUCUUGAGGAUGUAGGUUCUUUUGAAUAUACUCGGAAUACUCUUAGAGAACUUGAAUCUGAAGCCUAUAAACAAAUUGAGGCAUGUGGUGGAAAUCCUGAGCUAGUAUCUUUAGUAAAGCACUUAGGUAAGAUGUUCAAAGAAGAAAAUUAAUAAUGUUAAGCCAUUCUUGAUUGAUACAUGCAACUUAUUUUGUUGGGUUUUUUUUGUCUUUUAACCCAUCACUAUUAGCUUUUUACAAAUUUGGACCAACCUGUUAAUGGCCAAAAACUGAAAAAAUAGGAGUGAGAUGAGUGAAAUUAUUUCAGUGUAGAAACCUAUCCAUAUAUAUAAUACAAAGUCAAAAGAAUCAAAAGGAGCCACAUUUUUAUAGGUCUAAUUUAAAUGUUAGGACUUCUUCUAGGAGGUCAUUGUGACCAUCUGUCCCCCACUACAACAAAUGUUCUGUUGAUCUUGUCAAUAUCAAAGACUUUAGCUUCGAGGAAUUUUUAUCUAGAUCCUGCCUUACUACUACUAUAGGCCGUUCUCUAUCACCUCCAAUGUCAAACCAGUGACUACAUGAGACCAGUGUCUUUAGCUAACUGUCCCAAAGACCACACCACUGCUUUCUUGAAUGCUGCUACUAAACAUCCUCUCUGGAAGCCCUCUUACAAAGUCUUCUGGGAGAAGGCUGAGUGAAAAAUAGUAACCAGGUCCUUUUUGUUGCCCUUUACCUUUUUUUCUCUUCAUCUCCAUCCCACAAAUCUCUUUUAACUAAGGAAUCUCCACCUAAUGAAAUCCACACGUUAGCU